GUAAUUCAGGAUUCAGGCGCCCAGUCACCCAAGGCACGACCAUACAUUUGUGCCGCUAAUCCGUCCGCCAAGAAUGAACGAUCAUAACCCUUUGACGUAUAGCAUCCGGUAGGAGGUAGGCUGUGUUCCUUGCUGCUUCCUUGAUAUCUAGCGCACGUACUACGCCCAUAUCGUUACUGCUCACAGAGAUAUCAAUCCUAACACCGUAUUCCGACAUGUCAAUCCAUAACAAGAUCCAGCAGGCAGCCCAUCAAAAUGAGCAACUCCUCCGCGGGCUAGAGGAAACCGACGCUGCACCCUCACAGCUCAAGCAGCAGAACGCAUACAUUGCUGACCUCGACUCGCAAAUCAACAACACCAGAAAGCGUGUCAACGACCUAAAAAAGAAGACUGCUAGUGAGCUAAAGGAUCACGAAAAGUACCGCGACUCAACUUUCCGCCGUUUUGCACACAAGGCCAGCGGCAAGAAGGAGAAGUUUGCCGAGAAGGCAGCAAAGGAAGAGAAAGAGUACUUUGAUGCGAUCCAGGAGCAGAAGAGUGCCGAAGACGAACUAGCCUACGUCAAGCAACUACGUGACGAAGCUGAGAUACGCAAAAACGAAAUUACAUCGCAAUCUAACCGUCACGAUACCCUACAAGCCGAACUCGAUGCGCUUUACAACUCAAUCUUCGCCGGCCAUACGCCCGAAUUCCCCGAUGAAGACCGCAAAGAAGAGGCUUGCAACGCCGCAUCUGCCCAAGUCCAGAGCUUGAACCAACGCCUCGAGCGCGAGCGUCACAUCCUUUUCCUCCUCGGACAAACCGUCGUCAAGCUCUCGGCGGCGCGUGAAUAUCUCGACGGCGCGUACGGCAUGAGUCAAUACGAUAUGUUUGGUGGCGGAACAAUGGCCAGUAUGCAGAAGCGCAAUUAUCUCGAGCGCGCAGAGAGCGCUAUACAACAGGUGCGCAUGCUACAACAGCAGGUCAAACAAGUCGCGCCCGAAAUACCCGGGCUGGGUCAACUCAACAUUGCAAUGGGCAGUAUCUGGAGUGAUGUAGUUUUUGACAACAUCUUCACGGAUAUGCAGAUGCACGAUCAGGUCAAGCAGUCUAUUGUACAGGUUGACCGUGCAGGCAACAAAUGCAGCGAUAUCAUUAGGCAGCGCGAAGCGCAGGAGAAGAGUCUGCAGAGGGAAGUGGACCAGGCAAAAGCCAAAUUGCAGCACUCGAGAUUAGAGCUACAGCAAGCGCGCGAAGAGGCGUUCAGGAGGGUACUUGGUGGUGCGCAAGCAAACGCCGCUAUGGGAGGUUUCAUGUCUUCGGGUGAUGAGGCCCCUCCGCCUGAGUAUACUGCGCCGGCCGGCCCGCCACCUGGGUACUCGGCUUGAGCAGCAUGUCGUGCAUGUACUUGUUGAUACGGGGGAUGGCGGAGCCUUCAUUCGGGCCGGAUACCCUGGUACUAUGCUUAGUAUGCUAUAGGGGCUCGGCAUAACUUCAGUUCUCGUACAGUAGAUAGAGGAUCCUUAUAUGAUUGCACAUGAAGCUCGUAACGAUAUGCGUACCUCGGUAGUUUCGUAGUAUAAUCAAAGACGUGAAAACAUGUAUUUACGGCUCAGAAGCUGAAGCGAAGCACUGGCAAGAGCUUUACGUCUAGCAUUCUAUAAUUGCGGAAUCUCGUAUUCGAGAGGAUCUUUCCGUAGGGGGUUCGACGGGUCUAUCGCAGAGACGCCGCAGGCAUACAAUGUCAC
Messenger RNA from Alternaria alternata, 1727 nucleotides. RefSeq lists its product as hypothetical. NCBI's taxonomy places the organism in Eukaryota, Fungi, Ascomycota, Dothideomycetes, Pleosporales, Pleosporaceae. The record is from RefSeq and is a predicted model, not a curated record. The coding region runs from base 216 to 1367 and encodes 383 amino acids. The transcript has a single exon.